Messenger RNA from Dermacentor silvarum, 7400 nucleotides. RefSeq names its product phospholipase DDHD2-like (gene PAPLA1). Gene Ontology annotation, molecular function: protein binding; metal ion binding. The transcript is spliced from 12 exons. NCBI's taxonomy places the organism in Eukaryota, Metazoa, Arthropoda, Arachnida, Ixodida, Ixodidae. The coding region runs from base 116 to 3223 and encodes 1035 amino acids. The record is from RefSeq and is a predicted model, not a curated record. Gene Ontology annotation, cellular component: COPII-coated ER to Golgi transport vesicle.
CAAGUAAAGCAGAAAGAAAAGAGAGGUGUACACGAUGCACAGGGAAUCUCGGCUGCUGUAGCAGCGUAUCCUGUGUUUGGUUGUCACGAUCGAUGUUUUGCAUAAACUUGUCCAGAUGGCUGGCCUAGGAAGAAACGAUUCAAAGAAACUGACUUCACUGUUACUACAGCCGCCGAACUCAAGCUUCUCGUGGAAUGACGUGCCCAGUGGAAACAUUCUCAUGCCAGUGACUCAAAUGGAACCUGGAACUGAAGAUUGUGCAGACGCAGAUACUUUCCUGGGUCAGGAGCCAAAUAAAGCACAGCAGUUUCCCACUGGACCUGAAAAGGCCAGCCUGGCCGAGUCUUUGCCAUCAGGACCAUUCUCCCAGCUGCAGCAGCCCCUGCGACCACCGCCAGUCCAGAUGCAGGCACCACCACUGGCACAGUUUGCUGGGGCAUCAGUGGCUCCUACAGAGAAUCUUUCAGCUGUGCCUGAGGCAGCCUUCCAGGCAUCACAGCCGCUGCAAGAUCAAACAAGCCCUGCUCUUGCACCUCCUCCUAUGGGUCCACCCAUGAACUUCCACCGUCAGAGCCCCUUGACCCAUGCUUCUUUCCUGCGCCAGACAGCCCACUCCUCUAACGCAAUCCCAUCAGGACCAGGCAUUGGUGCAACCCCGCCAAUUGGCCAGUCUCAAGAGGCACUUUCAGAUCAGGGACCUGGCCAGAAUGGUCCACCUCCACAGAACUUCUACGCUCCAUCGUCCCAGACUGGUACUUUCUCACAUGGCCCUUCGUUCAGUGCCACUACUCCUGCUUCCUUUGAGCAACCACUGCACUCAUAUGUGCCUGACCAUGCCCAGCUCCCUGUCUCUCCACCAGGUGCUACGUAUGUUCCUGUGAGGCCUCACUGGUUUUACAACAAGGAGAUCGAGAACAAAAUUGUUUGGAUACCUUUCUCCCUGUUGGACUCAACCAACCUGGAGGAAGCAUCUGCAAGGUUGGCUUUUGGCAGUGAUGUUGUGGUGACUACCGACGGUGGAAGGUAUGAUGUGGAUGUCGGUGCUCGGCUACGCCGUCCAGUGUACUGGGAUGAAACACCCAGUCAAGUGCGACGUUGCACCUGGUUCUACAAGCUGGAAGGCCAGAACCGCUUUGUGCCCUACGAAGAACAUGUGGCCUUCACUUUAGAAGACCAUUAUCGAAAGGCUAUGGCCACAGGAAGUUGGCACCAAAAACUGGAACUGCCUGGAAACCAGACAGUGGUCAUGCACAAUUCUAGCGUAAUGGUGCACUUCCUGCCUUCAAGCCACCCAGACGAGUGGGGCAAUGUUAGUGAGGGUCAGACACGGCCUCGGGUCGUCAAGAGAGGCAUUGAAGAUGUUGAAACCAUUGAGGAAGGCGAGCCCAGCCAGAUCGAUCACCUGGUCUUUGUAGUGCAUGGCGUGGGUUCUGUGUGUGAUUUUCGCUUUCGCUCAGUUGAAGAGUGCCUUGAUGACAUUCGGCACAUAUCUCUUGGGCUCAUCAAGAGCCACUUUAGUGUACCCUCCCAGGAGGGUAAUAUUGGGCGCAUUGAGUUCCUGCCAGUCUCGUGGCACUCAACAUUGCACAGCGAUGCUACAGGCAUUGAUAGUGCCCUUAAGCACAUCACUCUCAGGAGCAUCCCGAAGCUGCGUCAUUUCACUAACGACACACUUCUUGACAUCCUUUUCUACACUAGCCCCGUGUACUGUCAAACCAUCGUUGAUACUGUGGGCUCAGAGAUUAACAGGUUACACAGCAAGUUCAUGGAACGCAACCCUAGUUUCAAAGGCACUGUUGCACUAGCAGGCCACAGCCUCGGAUCACUCAUUCUGUAUGACAUUUUGUCCCAUCAGGGUGACACCAGCUCCCAGUCAAACUCUACAGAUGUCUUUGUUGACUCUCCAAAGGAUGAGCUAACACCACCACCCACAUCGACUCAUGCUUCUGAAGAGGCAUCAGAGCUUCUGCAAAAUGCUGACAAGGAUGUCUCCGUAGAAUCUGUGUUUCAAGAACUCAUGCUUGGUGACUACAUCUCCAAGAUUCAUGAGGAAAAGAUUGACAUAGAAACCCUGAAAAUGUGCUCUGAGGGGGACCUCAGAGAAAUGGGCCUGCCCAUGGGACCACGUAAAAAACUGCUGUCGUACAUGAAGGACCUCGCUGAGAAACAGAGCCAACAGAAGGCACCUCCCACCCAACCAGCCAAGGCAGCACCUCAGCAGCAGGUCCCACUCAGCCCUCAGACGUCAGUGAAUCCGCAAGUUGGUCGCAAGCGUGAAAGUGUGGCCUCAGUCAACUAUUCUGUGGGCAUGGCUGGCACCGGUCAGCUCUCUGUGAGCUACCCUAAGAUCAACUUCCAUCCAAGCUGCUUCUUUGCCCUAGGAUCUCCCAUUGCAAUGUUUCUGGUAGUACGGGGCAACGAGACCCUUUGUGAGGACUUCAGGUUGCCAACUUGUCCGGCUUUCUUCAACAUCUUUCAUCCGUUUGACCCUGUGGCAUACCGCAUGGAAACCUUGAUUGAUCCAAACUUUACAGCGUGUCCUGUUUUGAUUCCCCACCAUAAAGGUCGCAAGCGAAUGCACCUUGAGCUUAAAGAGAGCCUUAGCCGAAUGGGUUCAGACUUGAAGCAGCGGUUCAUGGAUUCACUCCGAUAUACAUGGAACUCACUGAAUGAAUUUGCCCGUGCUCAUCGAUCCUCGCCAGCACAAAUGGAGGCAGAGGUGGAUCGUGUGCUCCAGGAAGAAAUCAUCCGUCAAGCUGAUGCAGCAGAGGUUGAGAGUACAGUGACAGUGUCUGAUUUGCAAAGCAUCGAGGACAUUGGCGUGGGCCAGCUCAAUGGUGGAAGACGCAUUGAUUAUGUCCUCCAAGAGAAGCCCAUCGAGAGCUUCAAUGAGUACCUGUUUGCCUUGGCUAGCCAUGCAUGCUACUGGGAAUCUGAGGACACAGUGCUGCUAAUAUUGAAAGAACUCUAUGCCUUGCAAGGGUUUGCACCGCAGCUGGCAACUGGUCGCUCUGCUUCUCAACCCAAAGUGCAGUUGUACAACCCAGCUGCACCACUGGGUAACACCAGUGUAGUUGUGCCACCACCUCCAAUGCCUUUGCUGUCACCAUCAAACGAAACUUGUGUUGCACCCAGUGGGGUACCACCCUUACCUCCCGACGGACUGAGCGCCCCACCCCCAUUGCAGGGGUUUGUGCGUGUGUCGCCUCUCACUCGAAAGUAGGUGCUUUCCGACAUGCCUGGCACUGUCGGAGCACAUAUGUUCUGCUGCUGCAAGUAGGCCAGGUCAGCAGCACUUUUCCAGUCUUUUGUUGAUGGCUUUGUGCUCCCUUGUGAAGCAUCUGUGCUGUCAGAUGCUCCCUGUAGCUUGUUUUCAAUGGGCAAUGUGACGAACCUGCACUUUAUGGCCAUUUCGGAAGAGGUAGCUGCACCCUUUGAACAAUGGAUCACUAGCACAGGUGACAGACCGCAUUACAUGCUUGACUUGGCACUGCUGCUUGAAGAAGCCAAUCUGAUGCAUUGUGCAGAAGAGUUGGCAUUUGUGUGCAGCAUACUAGUUGAAAGGUGCAAUAUUACGUUGUUUUUUGCUUGCACAAUUAUGUGAACACAAGGCACAUAAAGUUGUAGUGUGUGUGUGUGCCAUGUGAUCCAUGAAAUGAUCCACUGGCCUUAUUGAAGAACUGGCCUCUGAAGAAAUUUAUCAAUAAAUAAAAGUGUAAUUCAUUUUUGGUGCAGCCUGAAGUGAAACUAGGGUUUGAAAAUAAAGCCGUGUGCAGAGGCACCUUCUGCCAUAUAGUAAAAAAAUGCGACAUUCUGUAAUUCAUGCUGGCUUCCACACAUCUAUGAGCAAGAAUUCUAUACCACAGUGGUUGUGAAACUGCUGUUUAGAACACUAUAGCAAUUUCUUACGAUGGGCUUUUAAAACCUAAUGUACCAUGAGAUGAACAAGCAGCAGUGUGGUGUUGAUAACAUAAUAUAUAUUCAAUAUGAAAGCAGUGUGAAAGAAACAAAUAGGACUGUGGAACUAUAAAAUAAAUGUUAAUUUCUUCUAUUGUCUUCUGCUUUCAUAUUAGCAACAAACACAUACCAGCUCACCCAACUUUUUGUGCUUCAUUACUCUGGGCAUCAAAUAAACAAAGAUGGUGCAACAUCUCACACUAUAAACUAGGGUCAUUCAGAUGCAGUUUUUUUUUACAUGGAGCCUGUAGUUUUGCACAUAUGGAAUGUUUAAGCUCCACGAGCUUGUAAAUGAGGCACGCAGCAACAAAAAUAAGCAAGAACUUUAGCCCUGGCGAGUGAAGUGCCAACAUACGCAGCUAUUGUGGCUGCUGUGAGAUAGCAAGCAUGGUAUAGGGUGCUAUGAAACUGCAGUGCUCUAAAAUCUGCCAUUGUGUCCUCUUGUUUAUUGUUACCUGGCUUAUGCUGUGUAUUGCAUCAGGUUGCAUGCAAAUUGCAAGCUGUGCUGCACAGCAGUCAACUUGCCUUGCAGUAGCUCGGCCAGAGCCUUGGUGCUCACCUGUGGGAAAUUCAGGUGUUAAUUGGCACAGAGUUCCGUGUGUUACUGAAGUGCUUGUUCCUUUGCUUACUAGUCUCGAUAUAGACUUCUACAACUACCAGCAACAUCCAAAAGCGAUUUGCAAAUUUCGUGUAUAGUAUCAUAUGUGCUUGAGUAAGUGCUGCAUCCCUUAGUUUGGGCCUAAAUAUUUCUAAAAUGCACAGCUGCACACAACAUUUAUGGUGUGCAGCUGCGCACAAGCGCAUGCAGUGUCAGCAUGGUACAUAGUAGUGUAUCGGAUGCAUGCUCUUCGAAAGUGCCAGACAAAAAAUAGUGCAGCAGCUCAAAAUGAAGCACAAGAAAAACAAGAGCCAUGAAAAAGUGUCAUGCUGUUUGCAGCAAUAUAUUGCUAAAGGGACAGUGCCUGAGAAGACACUGUCAAAACCCACGACGUCACAGCGAGCUGGUGUGGGAACUUCAUGGCGGCAGAAUCACCUGUUGUUUUUGCAUCUAUGCUGACUUUCCAAGCAUCUUCUCACGGCAAGAGUGGCUUUAUUGGUAUUGUAGAUGCGUAAUUACUGACCCAGCUCCGGUAAUUUUUUCUCUUUAGUGACCUUUUAAAGGGGGAUGGAUAGCAAAAUUGACUAAAAAUGCGAUUUCUGUAUUUUAAUGCCAAAAUAUACCAGCAUCAAUGGUAAAUGGCGCCAAACACACCUUUCCCCCGUGUAACCCUGGCAAGUUUCGACGACGGGCUGUGGCGUUUGCUAUGUUUGUGUUAUUCUUGAUUUAAAAUUUGUGAAUGUCUUUACUUGUAUAAUCAUUUAGAAAUAUAAUGUCUAGUUUCUUUAACGUUUACAGUAGUUUAAUAUAUGCCCCAAAGGUGUCAUAAUAGUCGUGAUGAUUCCCGCAUAAACGCUUCAUUUGGUGUAGGUGCCCAAAAACCACAUUUGUUGGAGCAUCUUUAUAAAAGUGACUGUUUAUGAUGCAAUUAAUUAGUGAUGGCAGCAAUGCCAAAAAGGUUUUUGAGACCCUUGGUGUUACACUGGGUGUCUUGCAAUGCUGUGCUGGAUGGACUAUAAUAUAGGCAGACUUUCAGGCCUCUGCCAAAAGCAAGAAAAAGAAUAUAAAGGCGAGUGAAAGAAAGGGUAUUAAAAGGCAAUCCGAAGACUACACACCAGGAGCAUUUUAGGCCAACUUGUUGGAAAUUAAAACUUUACAUGACGUUUUCUCAAAACACCACUUUUGCUGACAGACAUUUUCUCUGCAACCGUUGUACUUCCCAAAUAGAUUUUAUUGUGAAUUGUUCCUGAAUGCUUGCAACACCUACUGAACCAAAUGAAAUGUGUAGCCACCUGAACGUUCUAACAAAAUGGCUUAAAAUUUCAGUCCUUGGUAUGUAAACUUUAUUUUAAUAUGUAAUGGUCAAAGCUACAAUUAUUCUUUUGGGUCAGAACAAAGCCCAGUGCAUAUAAAAAAUACCAGAAACACUUUGAGCUUUUUGCCUACAUUAAAUUUUUCAGAAAUGUUCCAAGAAAAAAAAAUUUAGAUAUUUUAAGAUUUACAAAAAUAUUCAGUAUUGUUAUACCAAAUUUACGACACCAUUAGAAGGAAUUUAUUAGUCUGAAAAUGUCCAACUACUUUGCUUAAAAAUCUGCAAUGUUAGAGGCAGCCGUAGAUGAAUACCUAGGUCAGCUAUCCAACCCCUCCACCCCCUUAAGUAAAUUGCCCCCCCCCCCCCCUUUUUAUUCCACAACCCUAGCAUGGCUUGAUGUCCGAGCCCAAGGACAGCUUUUGCUUUGAACAGCUUAGUAUCAGUGUGGUUCAUUGAGGCGUAUUGAUUUAUCUUUGGUAGUUCCCACAUUUGGUUGCUGAGGGAAGCUCAUCAACUGAGCUUCCCUUAGCAGAAGUAAUGUCUUUGCUCCUUGUGGCUUGUUCUGUCGCAUGUCACAGCGAAAGGGACACCAAGCUGGUAAUUUUUCAUGUGUCUGCACUGAAAUAAAAGUUCCGUAAGUGAGGGUCUGGCUUACACGCAUGUUUGAGCAAAGACUAGGAAUUCCCUUUUAUAUUGGCACACUCUGAGUGCACAUGUGCCAAUUUCUGCGGGUUGCACUUUUUAAUUACCCAAAAGAUCCCGAUUUCUAGCAAUAUACCUACUUCACACACAUUUGUGCUGUGAGCGUUCAUCAAGGAUGCUAUCAGCUGAAAGUCUGUUGACAUCUCAUGUGAAAAUUCAUCAUUUAAAACCUCAUGUCCGGAACGUCCAAGCCCGCAUUUGAGUAUGACUUCACCUUUUAAUAGUGUGUGAACCAGACUCCAGCUUAUGUGUCAGCGGCAACAAAUGAGGUAGCUAAUGAAGCUAAAGUAAAGGCUGCCCAAUGUCAUCAGACACUGUGGAAAGUGCAUUAGUUUUUCAAAGCAGAUGCAUUCACUUUUUACCCAUGCAUGGGCUGCACUGAAGAAAUUCAGAACAGAUUUUAAAAAAGAUGGCGCUUUUACAUGAGAAUAUACAGUUCAGUGGAAACCACAAAAUAGUGAACAAGCUCUUUUCCCAGAAUCACCUAGUGUGCACAGAUUAUUUUGUGCUGCCUUUGACAUUUUGAACUCCAACCUGAAAUAUUGUGUGGAGCUGUGCUCAUUCAUCACCAAGUUACAUGACCUGCAUGCUAGGUUGCGUAGCAUUUGUAAACAGCUGUUAGAGGGUAGGUUAUAUGCAAGUUAUUUUCAGAAUUUGUGUCAUGUACAUAAAGUAGGCGUUUUUGAUGUACUGUAAAAAGGGUUUUAAACAUGCUAGGAUGUGUCACCUACUGCUCUAAGCAAGCAUGCCAUGUCUAGGAGCAAUCUGUUGAAAGUGCCUUGCGGCAAAAGGUGCACAAGUGCAGAAAUAAAUUGUGAUUUGAACAGUGUA